AUGUCUCUGAGCUGUCGAGUGAUGGGCGAAUGGCGAUAUGGGAAUUGCGGAUGCACAGAAUUAGUCCAUUCUUUACCUCAAGAUACCAAGGCACUUAAGGAUGCUAGAAAGUAUUUGGGAAGUUUCACUUGUGGCACCGGAGCUAAUUUUCCACUAUCUCGAGUAACGCUAUACAGUCCCUCCACGGAUGAACUUACUUCUACACUCAGAACAUUGGUGCUAGACGAGUCUCAAAGAGCAGUGGACGUAAGAAAUUAUGAUGAUAUGGAGAAAGACGAAAAUAGAGAUAUUGGAAUUUCAGAUGAUAUCCUUGGCGGAAUCGAAUCACAGGAUCCGACUAUUAAUAUUGCAAGUGAUAAAGCUAACGACAUCACGCUGUACGAAGUGGCUUCCCACGUCUUACCGAUAUAUGGGCACAGUGACUGUUCGGCUGUAACUGGCAGAUACGAUCCAUGCGGUUGUCAUCUGAUCACUACGGUAGCUCAAGAAGCUCCACGAAGUAGUAGGGAUGAUAAGCCUACCAGGUUUUGGAAGAAAGCUGUGUUGUUGGGGAUUGAUCCCACCUGUCCAAUGAAGAAUAACGGUCUAUCCAGAAUGACCAGCUUGGAGCUGGACAUGAGGAUAUCCUAA
Kwoniella mangroviensis CBS 8507 is the source of this 630-nucleotide messenger RNA. RefSeq lists its product as uncharacterized. The transcript is spliced from 5 exons. The record is from RefSeq and is a predicted model, not a curated record. The coding region runs from base 1 to 630 and encodes 209 amino acids. NCBI's taxonomy places the organism in Eukaryota, Fungi, Basidiomycota, Tremellomycetes, Tremellales, Cryptococcaceae.